Podarcis muralis (Common wall lizard) is the source of this 7862-nucleotide messenger RNA. It is a transcript of the gene OTUD7B, whose product is annotated as OTU deubiquitinase 7B. NCBI's taxonomy places the organism in Eukaryota, Metazoa, Chordata, Lepidosauria, Squamata, Lacertidae. Gene Ontology annotation, cellular component: nucleus; cytoplasm. Gene Ontology annotation, molecular function: cysteine-type deubiquitinase activity; zinc ion binding; DNA binding. The record is from RefSeq and is a predicted model, not a curated record. Gene Ontology annotation, biological process: protein K11-linked deubiquitination; protein deubiquitination involved in ubiquitin-dependent protein catabolic process; protein K48-linked deubiquitination.
GUCAAUAAGACUAGCGAGCCUUUCAAGACAGAGCGAGGGGGUAAUAAAACCAGAGGCCGCUGCCUCUGCAGCGUUCCAUCGCAAUCCUGACGAUCCGUCAAAGGGAUUCUCUAGAAAGUGUCCAAGUUUAUUCUUUAUAGGGAACAGUGAGACGGCAACAGAAAACUCCCCAGUCCUGGAAAUCUCUCUCUGGAGAGCCACCAAAGUCUGGGCCUGUUCAUUUUCUGGAAGUGAAACUGAAGCGGAAGCCUGGAUCGAUGUCCCACCCGUUCCCACCCACCCGCAAGGAAUUCAUGAUCACAUGACCCUGGAUAUGGACGUCGUCCUAUCGGAUUUUGUACGCUCAACAGGGGCAGAGCCAGGAUUGGCAAGGGAUCUUCUUGAAGGGAAAAACUGGGACCUGAGCGCCGCCCUGAGUGACUUUGAGCAGCUCCGGCAGGUGCACGCCGGGAACCUUCCCCAUUCCUUCAACGAAGGCCGGGCCUUCAAGCACGUGGAAAAGGACGUGGCGUGGCCCCCGCGGCCCCCACUCCAGCGCCAGGAUGACAUUGUGCAAGAGAAGCGCCUGUCUCGCGGCAUCUCUCAUGCCAGCUCCACCAUCGUCUCCAUGGCUCGCUCUCACGUCUCCAGCAACGGGGGUGGGGGCAGCGGCGGGGGGAUCGGCGGCAGCGGGGAGCACCUCCCAGAGAUGCCCAUCUGCACCUUCCAGCUUCCCGACCUGACCGUCUACAACGAGGAGUUCCGGUGCUUCAUCGAGCGCGAUCUCAUCGAGCAGUCGAUGCUGGUGGCGCUGGAGCAGGCUGGUCGUCUGAACUGGUGGGCCAAUGUCGAUCCCAGCUGCCAGCGGUUGCUCCCCUUAGCCACGACGGGUGAUGGGAACUGCCUGCUCCACGCUGCAUCGCUCGGCAUGUGGGGUUUUCACGACCGGGAUCUGAUGCUCCGCAAAGCCCUCUACGCCCUCAUGGACAAAGGGGUGGAAAGGGAGGCCCUCAAGCGGCGGUGGAGGUGGCAGCAGACGCAGCAGAACAAAGAGUCCGGCCUUGUUUACACAGAAGAGGAAUGGCAAAAGGAGUGGAACGAGCUGAUCAAGCUGGCUUCCAGCGAGCCACGCAUGCACUACGGCACGAAUGGGGGGAGCUGCGGAGGUGUGGAAGGCUCCGAGGAGCCCGUGUACGAGAGCCUGGAAGAGUUCCACGUCUUCGUCCUGGCCCACGUGCUCAAGAGGCCCAUCGUGGUGGUGGCGGACACCAUGCUGCGAGACUCUGGAGGGGAAGCAUUCGCUCCCAUCCCCUUUGGCGGCAUUUAUCUGCCCUUGGAGGUCCCCGCCAACAAGUGCCACCGCUCUCCCCUGGUCCUAGCCUACGACCAGGCCCACUUCUCUGCCCUGGUAUCCAUGGAGCAGAAAGAACCUCCCAAGGAACAAGCUGUGAUCCCGCUCACUGACUCCGAGCACAAGCUGCUCCCAGUGCACUUUGCUGUGGAUCCUGGGAAAGACUGGGAGUGGGGUAAGGACGACAACGACAAUGUCCGGCUGGCCAGUGUGACGCUCUCGCUGGAAGCCAAGCUGCACCUACUGCACAGCUACAUGAAUGUAAAGUGGAUCACGUUGCCUUGCGAAAUGCAGGCGCCUCUCGCGCAGCCCGAGUCGCCAACUGCUUCCGCAGGGGACGAUGCCCGGUCUGCGGCCGACUCGGGCGACUCGGACAAGGAGUCUGUCUGCAGCAGCUCUGCCAGCAACAGCGGAGGCAGUAAGAGCAGCAGCAAAGAGAAGGAGAAGACCAAGAAGGAGCGGGAGAAGGACAAGGAGAAGAAGCGGGCUGAUUCGGUGGCCAACAAGCUCGGCAGCUUUGGCAAGACGCUGGGUAGCAAGCUGAAGAAGAACAUGGGGGGCCUGAUGCACAGCCGGACGGUCAAGGGGGGCGUCAGCAACGGGCAAGGGGGCGAGACCCUGGAGAAGAAGAAGAAGAAGGGCUCUGUCAAGGUGAGGAAGGGCAGCAAGGACGAGGCGCUGUCCAGCGACUCAGCCACUCCGCCAGAGAAGCCCUGCGCCGCGGGCAAGGCGGCUGCCGAGAAGCCGCCGGACGGCUGCAAGUACAGCAGCGACGUCCGGCUGAGUUUGAGCAUCCUGCGGGCCGCCAUGCAAGGGGAGCGGAAGUUCAUCUUCGCCGGGCAGCUCAAGACCAGCCACCGGCACCCGUUCCAGGAGGAGAUGAUCCAGCGGUACCUCUCGGAUGCCGAGGAGCGCUUUUCGGCGGAGCAGAAGCAGAAGGAGGCGGAGAGGAAGGCAGCCGCGGUGCUAGGCAGCGGCGGGACGGCGGCCAAGAGGCCGGACUCGGACGGCAACCCCCUCAAAGGCGAGGAGGGCUUGCUGGGCACGGCGUACCCUCCAGGGCUCCCUCCAUACGGGCUCCAGAGCCCUGACCUGGCCGCCGUGGGGGCUAAGAUGGCCGGCUUCCCCUCCAGCUACUCAGGGGUCUUCACCAUCCCUCGCCCAUCCAUGACGGGUGGCGUGGAGGGCUCCCACCCGCCCAGCUACCAAGAGAGCCGGAGGCAGCUUGCCGGCGGACCCUGCAGCCCCCUGCCGCCCUAUGCCACCUUGCCCAGGCACUGCCCGCCGGGCCGCCCUCACCCGUACCAGACCAGCCCUUCCCACCUGGGCGGGCGCUUCUCUCCCACCGAGACGGACACGCCCCCCGGCUACGUGGGGGCAGACUGCGACCCCUUCUCCCUGCCCGGGCCUGCCCGCCAACGGCUUCCGGGAGUACACGGAGGCGGGCGGCUGCUCUCCAAAAGGCGGCGAGCGCAGCAAAGCCCGGCUGCUCUACAACCUCCAGCAGACGAAAUGCAAACAGCCGAACUGCAGCUUUUACGGGCACCCGGAGACCGGGAACUACUGCUCCUGCUGCUACAAGGAGGAGCUGAAGCGAAAGGAAAGGGAGGCCUUGAUACACAGGUUCUGAAGGGCCGGGCACUGGACUUCCUGGCCCCCCGGACCCACGCGAUCCGUGGGCAAUGCAAUAACGCGUCAUCCCUUCCCCUCGCGCCCCUCCCUCCCCGCCUCGUCGAGGAGAAGGGCUGGCUGGUGUCAGAGGGGGCGGCAAGCUGCUGGUGGGGGGCGUGGGGUGGAAGGCGAGACCCCCCCCUCGCUUCCGGGGGGGGAGCGUGGAGAGAGGGCAGCGAAUGCUGUUGGAGAGCAGAGGGGAUUGGCAAAGGGUUGGAGGAAUCGGGAAGGUUUGAGUUUUGCAGGUCGGAAGCCGUCAAACCGAACAGAUCUUCUAGACCAAAGCUUUGAAUUCCAAGGGUAAAACAUACAUGGUUUUGAAAGGGGGGGGGCCUUUCUCUCUAUCUGCCCCAGACGUGAUUUUCCUUUUUUCAUUUCAAAGGGAUUAAACCCGCCAUCCCUACAUUUCCCCCCAAGUUUGAAAUCUUUUUUUCCUCUUUUUAUUAAGUAAUAUUAACCAGCUUUUUUGAUUUUUUUAUUUAAACAUUUUUAGGUUUUUCUCCCACCCCUUAAAACAUGGCUUUUUUUUAAGUCGGAAAAAGGAUCUUUUCCCCUUUCUCUUGAGUCUCAACACUCCUGUUAACCUAUGCCAUGUCCAGAUUCUGCCCCUCUCCUUCCCGCAAUCCUCUCCGGUCUGUCGCAGCUAGCUUCGAAGCCUUUUUAGAUGAGUUGGGCUUGAGAUAUUCUUUUUAAAAAGAUAUAUUUUUUAUUAAAACAAAACAAAAAAGGACCCUCUCUUGUAGGGAGCUGCGGGUGGGGUGGGCGGAGGGAGGGAACCAUCAAGUCGCAAUACUGAGUGUGUGUGUGUGUGUGAUUGAGAGAGAGUUUUUUACUGUGCAAAAAAGCAAAAAAAAACAAAACCCAAGCCUGUUCUUGGUCAUACCUACUUUGGGGGAAUGGGGUGGGAAUAGAAACCAGAACUUGAAUUGGUGGGGACUUUGUUAAGAGCAAUAAACCUCUGCAAACAACUUGAAAACCGGGGGAGAUGGGGCAAAAGAGAGUUAUGUGGGCAUCACUGUGGUUCGAUUUCCACGGCCCCUCUGCAAUGCCGGUUACACGUGAGUGUACAAAUUCUCUUACCUGCAGAGAAUCACUCCCUUCCCUCACGAGCUAUUUUGUUUUCUUUCGUUUUGUUUUUCUCCUAGACUACCUCUGUUCUGCUGAGUAGAAAUAAUCUGGCUCUCUUUUGCCGAGCCGAUACUUUGACUGUGGGAAUGACGAGUAAAAAUACUAAAGAAUUAUACAUAUAUAUUUUUAACAGGGCUCUACAUUUGUGUUAGAGGGGAGGGGUGGGUAGCGGGCGGGAGGGAUGUAAAAACAGAAAACUAACUAUACACUAUAUUUUUCUCGUUUUGGGGGGCGGGGGAGGGAAAUGACCCCCCCCGUUUCCCCACAAAUCCUGCCCUUCCCCCAAGCCCCUGUAAAUCUAUGGCGUUUUUAGAAAAUUCCUUCCCCCCGCUACACCUACCGUCGCUGCUGCAAUGCGAAUGUUUAUUUCCCCAGGGUAGGGAACGGCCUUGGAAACCUCCGCCUGACACGGGUUUGAGCGGGAGCCCGUGAAAAGCGAAGAACGGGGGGCCGUAAAGUGGGCAAGAGCCGAGGUCCGGUGGGGAGGUACAUCUGACUCGCUGACGAGUCUCCGAAACUAUGCAAUUCUUUUUCCACUCCAAAGCUGCCAGGGUAGGACCAAGAGGGAUAAUGCAAGUGUACUUAAAAAAAUCAGAACGACUGGGCAAAAGACAAAACAAAACUCGGGUAGUUUUCUUAGCUCCUUUGCGCUGCCUUAAUGGGAAAGGGGUGGUUGUCUGCAUGGCUUUGUUUAGAGGAUGGGGCAAAAAGGAUUGUGCCCAUACAGACCGCCGGGCUCAGCCUGUUGAGGGCUCGGCUGCCUCGUAUGAAAGGGGAGUGCGAUUUUGUGGGGAGGGUCCUCUUCCAUGUGGGACAAAGGCUCUGCCCUACCUGUCCCCUUCGCUACAGUGGUGUCCACUGGCAAUUUCAAAUCUUCACGGAUUUCAGAGCGGAUGGGGUAUUUUCCCCCGGUCAGGGGUGGCUGCGUGGAGCUAGCAGAAGACUGGAGUGGGGGGCAAUAGCAGAUGAAUUAUUGGGGCGCGGGACUCCCUGUCUGCAGUUCUCCACUCCGAUGGAAGAGGCAAAGGCCUGUGCAAAAAUGAGGAGCCUUUGGCUUUCUGGACAUGGCCGAACUACAACUCCCAUCAGGGGCAGUGAUGGGAGUUGCAGUUCAACGGCACCUGCGAGGCCAAAAGAUAUCACUCCAGGGUCAGGAGAUGGAUGGAGAGCCUGCAUCCCUCCAGCCACCAUAACCCUCUGGCCCUCGGUUGUGCCAGCUGACGGGGAGUCGAGGGCCGCGGACAUUCCUCCCUUUAUUUCAGGGGGUAAACAAUUUGGGUGCUUGUUCCUGGGGGGUCUAGCCUGCCUAGGGCGUGGGUGGCCAAGCCAGGGCCUCUUCAGUGGAAACACCUGGAGAGAGAGAGAGAGAGAGACCACCCCAGGUAAUUUUCGAUGCCUGAAGCAUCCUUUGCUAAACGACAAGAAACUCUUUGAAGGAAGGCCGCCUUGAGUUGUGCUCACAGCUCCAUAACGCACAUAGUUAAAAUGAAAGGCAUCGCUGCCUAGCUGGGAAGUAGCCAAAUUUUCUUUGCUCGUCACACGUGUGGGCUGUGUGUGUGUGUGUGUGUGUGUGUACAUGUUCUUUUCCACCCCCUAAAAUAUCUCCCAAGUACAGGCAUAGGCAAACUUGGCCCUCCAGCUGUUUUGGGACUACAACUCCCAUCAUCCCUGACCGCUGGUCCUGAUAGCUACGGAUGAUGGGAGUUGUAGUCCCAAAACAUCGGGAGGGCCGAGUUGGCCUCUGCCUGCCCAAGCAUAUUUUCCUGGGGCUUUUGGAUGAAACGGUUGCAUCUAUUGUCAUCUUUCUGCCCACCUUUGAGUGCUUUGGGGUUGGCCAGCGGGAGCAUUCACUGAGGGUGGUGGUUGUUGUUUUCUACAAAGUUUGAUCUGUAUUUAAAACGAAAACCCCUUCUGAAUGAAUCAGGCCGUUAAAGGUGGAUACGUGUAUGUAUGUAGUCUGGAAAGGGGGAAUGGCGAGGUUGGAAGAUUGGAUCGUGGAAGGUUUUGCAGUCAUUUGGGGAAAAAACCACCCAAAAAGUCAUUUUUUUGCUUUAAGUAGUAACCCAUGUUUCCCAUCUGCUAGAGUAUCUUCAGGCCAAAGUUAGGGUAAUGUCCAUUCAUUUUCUCUUUGCGUUAGGACAGCAUGGUUGGCGCCCACCCAAGUCCUUGUUCAGACCCUCUUGAUAUUAAUGGACCUAAACUAGUCAACACGGAUGAAUUUCUAGGGGUCUACUCUGUUUAGGGCUAACAAGUGACUUAUAGCCCUUCCCCCCCUCUAACUCACAAAUUAUAAUUUCUUGAGAUCUCGCCUCAAUGGUUAGUCACUGGUCUCUUGUGUCUGGUCUUAUUUCAUUAGUAAUAUUAUUAUUUCUGCAAUUAGGUUGUAGUACUUUUUAAAAAAUCAAGGGAGAAAUGAACUUGAAGCAUUUUUGAGUUUGCUUUUUCUAAAAAAAAAAAGUAUUUUUCUUCUGUGAACACCAGAGUGCAAACUAACGCCCAAAUUCCAAAGCCUUUCCCGCCUUAAUGACAUCACGAUGAAUUCUAAUUAAUUAACUUUCAUAUACUCGGGGGGGACUCUGAAUCAGUGUAGCUGUGUCUGACUAGCUUUCGUUUUUUAAAAAAUAAAUCAAUUUUUUUUCUAAUAUUCCAUCUUGUUUCCUUUAUGGCGAACAUCUCUUCCCACCCCAACCUCAUUCUUCAUUCCUUAAAAGGGAAUAUUUUUAAAAAGACGUCUUAUUUAUUGAACUGAUGCAAACCCCUUCUGUUCCCCCCCCCUAAAAACCCAUUGCCUAGGCAGCUGAAAACUACAAUAAAAAUGUUUUAUGGUACACUCCUCCCCCCUUUUUACUUUUUAGAAAAGGCUAGGUUGCAAGAGGGAGAGUUAAGCAGUCUGAAUUUCCAAGCACCUUUUCAUUUCAGAAACAUACAUUUUUUGUAGAAAGGUGAGGUUAGGGGUUUGUGUUUGUCUGUGUAUGUUUGUAAGGGGCGCGAGAAGAAUGGUAUGUUUGAUUGUGGUCCAGCCCCCUCUGGUGGACAGGAGUGGUUCUGCCACACCUCGGCCACACGUUUCCCACUGGGUUUCUGGGGGGUGGGAGGAUUGGGGUUGGAAAUUAAAACAAAAACACAGUUUUGCACGCUUUCUUGUGCAAAGGAAGGAAACGGGGUGAACCCCAAGCUGUGGCUUUUGACAUUUCUUAUGCUAGGACAUCCACUGGACUGUCCCUCCCUUUCCGCCCCCCCCUCCCCAAAUAGGUUAAAGCGGUUGGAAUGAACCCAAGUACUGUCAUUGCUCUAGAGGCAUAAACGUUUGAAAAAAAUAUAUAAAUAUAUAUAUAUAUAUAUAGAAAUAUGCACAACAAUACAUUUUGCACAGCAAAAAAAAAGAGCCUCAUUGGACAACGGUUUUUAGUUUCGUUUAUUCUAUGCGAGCUCAUUAACUCUUAAGGUUCUGUCUCAGUUUCUUUCAAUUUGCUUUUUUUUCCUGGAGGGGAGGGGGAGAUAGAAUGACUGUGGAGUUUGUUUGUUUUUUGUUGUUGUUCCAAGGGAUUAAUUAAAAAAAAAGUCCAGGGUAUAACUUUAACCAGCUUGUAGAGUCUCCAUAGAAAGGUUUCUCUUUUAUGGGUUUUAUUUUUCCUGCUAGUUGUCCGAGAAGUGACCUGAAUUAAUUCUCCCGUUGUUGUUGACAAUAAAAAAAAAAACUAUUUUUAAAGAAACCGCAACUUUAUUUAAACUU